AUGGAAGCUAAUAAUUUUAUUGCAAAGAUUAAAGUUAGUGGUGUUGAUAAUGAUAACUAUAACAUCGGUGAAAGUUUAGCUGAAUACCUGGAGAUAGUGGAUAAAUUAUCAUCAAAAGAUAAAAGCACAUUUUCACUGAACGUCCUGUGUAUUUUGUGCAGGAAUCUAGACAAAGUCCCCAAAUGGCGGGACAGUAUCGACAACACGGAACUUCUGAGGCUCAGUAUACAAUGUUUAAGACACACUCGAUCAUUAGAAGGGUCAGAACAUCAAGUUAAAAUGUUAUCUUGUAUAUAUCAUAUACAUAAGCACAUUGUAAGACAAACUUCUUCAGUACCACCAGAACUUGUUCUAAAACUUUCUUUUAUGCCAUUUGAGUUUGAUCAUAGUAACUUACUGAAAGAUUAUUGUAAGACAUAUUGGAGUAUUUUAUGUGACAGACUAACAUAUAUAGAAAAAUUAAAAACUUUAAACAUGCCUAUAGUCAAAUUGCUGUUAAAAUUAACAGAAGAUAUCAUAAAAACUAUUAAUAUAUAUGAUACAGUGCAAUUUUGUACCAACUUGCUACAGUUUCUUAUUAAAAAAGUCCAUUUUAUAUUUAAUGAUUGGCCAAAAGAUCUCAACAAUAUGUUUGGACAGAUAUUUGACUGUGUUUCCAAGAAAGACUUAAAAAGCUUUAAAAGCCUACCAGAAAAAGAAUGUUUAGACUUAUAUGUGAAGCUUAAUGAUAUUUUGUAUAUAGUAACGGAUAAUUCGUUAAGAAAUAAUUUUAAUCACUCAGUCUUAGAUAUAGUAACGAGAGUGUGUAUUUCCCUUCUCGGACAUCGUCCGGACAUGUUUCAUUGUUUCCAAACCUUUUAUUUGAACUCUUUCUGCUGUAUCUUUAAAGAUAAAACUAAUUCUACAUUAAUAGAAAAUGUUCUAAACAGUUUAUUGGUGUCAUGUCAAAUGACAGAGAAAUUAGGCUAUAAACACACUCUAUACAUGACAUAUCCUUUUAUUAGUCAACUUGUAAGGCUGUUUAUAGAGGAUAUAGUAAACGAGAAGGACUGUAAAGACUAUUUUAACGAGACUGUACAAGAGAAUUGUCUGAUAUUGAUGCAGUUUUUAAUAAAAAAAAUGGAGAAAACAAAUCAAUUGUUGAAAUGCGAGAAUUGUAAGGCAAAGUCUGGUUUGCACGAUGCAUUGCGUUUGUCGUUUCUCGUUAAACAUUUCGUAACGAUAUCAACAAAUAACGGGAUUGUUAUAAAGAAUUACUUAUCCAUCUAUUAUGAAAUAGUUGAACAACAGUAUGCAAUUUUGAUUGAUUUAAGAAAACUAGAUUGUUUUAACCACGAGAAAUAUUUUAGAAAAUUACAAACAGACGUACACAAUACAGCAAUUUUGUUGAAUAAAUGCCAAUUUUAUGAUUUUUCCAUUAAGUUAUUUGAAUUAUACUUAAAAAAUGAAUUGAAAAAUAUAAGAAGUGAUGCAGAAUUAAAAAAUAUAAGCCGAGCUUUGUAUAAUAAAAGUAUAUGUGAAUUGGAUUUCAAAUUGUAUAAUGAAUCAUUGCAAAAUGCUUAUUUGAGCCUGAUUUUCUCUCUACCUGGUUUGAAUUCUGAGAAAUACAUGAAUUUAGUGAUGGACAUCAAGGCAAAGGCAUUGAAAAGUGUAACGGAAGAUGAGGAAAGUAACGAUUUACAAAUGACAUCCAUUUUGGAUGUGUGUACAUUAUUGUAUGAUGAUAAUUUGUAUGGUAAUUUGAAGCCUUAUAUGAAGAAUUUAAAAUUCAGCAUCCUUUUAAAACACGAAUUUUCAAUGUAUAUCAAGCUAUGGCCCUCCAUAGUGCCUAUAGCCGGUGUUUGGAAGUCGUUACACGAUUUACUGAAGAAGAAACAUAACUGGGUCAAAGAUGAAAACGAAGAUCUAUUAUUAUGGACUUUAUAUGAAAUUGUAUUACAAACUCCUUCAUAUGUGAGGACUAUACAUAAUGAGUGCUUCAAAAAUAUUGUGGAUGAACUGCUCGAAAGAUUUAAAGAAACUCCGGCACGCGUUCAAAACAAAGUGGUGUUCGCCUCUUUGCUGUUUCUAAAGGCGGAAUAUGAUAUUACCGAAGCCAGUUUGAAAUACGGAUGGAAGGUCCAACAAACAACAGAUCCGGAACAAGUGCAAGUGACACGUACCAUAGAGCAGGAGCAUAGAGCUUUGACACACGCCCUAAAAGCAGUUGACGUAUUGACAGACAUCUUGCCGUAUUUGAAAACAGAAAAAACAUCGCCGCGUAUACUCACCAGUUCCCUCCAGAUAUGGCAAGUUUUCGUACAGCAACUGCUAUGUAUGGAGCAGUUGGCACACGGCUUGCACUUGGCGCUCAUUUGCUGCCAAGUCGCUGAAGUUAGUGAAGAUAAACUAGCGUAUGUGAGAAACGCUAGCGCUCUUAUAAGCUAUAUGACGAAAAAUGGCGAAUUUGAACCUAUAAUGGUGCAAGCGACGAAGUAUUGUGGAGGGCUACUGGUGAAUGCUGAAGAUUUAGAUGUUGCUUUGGUUUUCCUUUGCGAGAUGGCGCGUUAUUACGUGAAAUGUGGAAAGAUCAGUGUUUCAGCGAAGUUGGUGGAAACUGUGCAGAAGAAAUUGCUUUGGGCUCAGGAGAAACAUCCGGGUGUAAAUUUUUCACUCUCCACGGGCAGUUUGAUGUGUGCUCAGUUUUUGCUCAGACCGGACUCGGGGCUGACCACUCUGAGCGCUCUCAACGCCAUACAACGACAUUACCUGGCUACGUCCAGUGAUUCCGGGCGCUGGUGCGCGCGCCGCACGUGCACGGCGCAGGCGCAGCGUGGCGCGAGCACCGCCGGCGCGCGCGGCGCGGCCACUGCGCGUGCGCUGCGCGCGUGGCGCCGCGCGCUGGCCGCCGCCGCGCCGCGCGCGCGCCUCCCCGCCCGCGCCGCCGCGCGCGCCGCACUCGCCGUCGUCAACACGGCGGGGGACGACGCGCUGAUAAAGAUCGAUAACCGCCUCAAAUACAUCCUCGGGCUUCAACCGUCGAGUGAAGUUACACAAACAAACAUACAAAAACAACAACUGUUCACUCCGAAACAUACAAAUUUAGAAACCAUGAGAGACUGUAUGUUCAAAAAAAAUCAAACGAGCCCCUCUAUCCCUUGUAUACCCAUCCCAGCCUUCAAAUCUCCCGAAUUUAUGUCCCAUACAAGUUGCACGUGCUACGCUUGCGAACCAGUAUGUACAAUACUUGCAUGCAACAUAUCGUUUCUUGAAUCAUCCACGUAUUUCAGAGCCAAAGAAUUUGAUGUAGCAAGAAAUUAUUUUAAUGGUACUUUUGAAAUGUUUGAUUUGGCUGAAAUUAAAUUGAAAGCUAUAUUCGACGGUUUUAAACCAAGAUUUAAUUAUUCAGUUAUAAAAGUUCUUAAAGAUAUGUAUAGUAAUGAAUUUAAUAAUGUUUAUAUCGAGUUUUUGGUGGAGCUUUCGUUUUUUCAUUUGGCCCAAAAUGAAUUUGAGAAAGCAGACGAUUGUAUCAUAAAGAUACAUGAAGUUAUGACAGGAACAGAUGUAGAUGCGUAUUUAAGGAACGAAGUUCACAAUCUAAUGGUCGCAUCAGCGCAAAUAAGAGAAAUCGUUAAGUUUAAACCGAAAGAAACCGGCUUAGAAAAUGAAUUGGAAAAUCUUAAACUAAGCCCCGCAAAAGAAACAGAUUUACCAAAAACUCCAGAGACCAAAAUAAUGCCAAAAAUACAGACGGUUAAAAUAGUUAAAGACGAAGAGAUACCAAAAAAACGUAAAGUCAUCAAGUUAAAUUUAGACGAAACGAGCCCCGACGAAAUAGAAAAAACGGAGAAAUCGAAACCGAAGUUCAAAAUACCGGUGCCUAAACCGAUUACGUCGAAACCUGUUUUAGAAACCAUAACACCCAGGAAAACCCGGUCUAAACCAGAUAUAACCAUACAAAAACCAUCUUUGGAUGAUGAUUUCGAAGUUUUUACUCCAAAAGUGGAAAAUGAAUCGCAAUUUUUUACUCCCUGCCAGUCGACUCCGGCGGAACAGUUUUUCACACCAAUGACUUCAUUGAAAACGUAUUCGAGGAGAAUAGUUAAAAAUUUAGAAGCAGAAUUUUCUACUCCAAAAGCAAAUGUGAGUAUAAAAGAGAGAGAUACACAGCGAAAGAAUAAAGUUGAAAGUGGUUCCGUAAAAUCCCUAAAAGAUAAAAGAAUCCUAAAAAGGAAUACCAGUCCAGGAAAAUUGGUUGAGGAAAAACCGGUUUUGACGAGAACCAGACGAAUCCGACAACCGGUUUUGACUGAUAAUAAA
Brenthis ino (lesser marbled fritillary) is the source of this 4299-nucleotide messenger RNA. The record is from the annotation of a GenBank genome assembly. Lineage: Eukaryota; Metazoa; Arthropoda; Insecta; Lepidoptera; Nymphalidae.